CGGGCGGCUGCGGCACUGCAGUUUGAACGUUAUCCGUAGCUGCGGCACAUUUUAAUGUAAAAAUCGUUGUUUUUUAGCAUACAAUUAUUCAUGUUAAAUACAUAACAUGACGUUCGCCUUAAUAAUGGUCUAUAUUUAAGUUGUUAUCAAGUAAAUUGCGUUAAAUGUACGUCAACCGACAUAAUUCCGUUCGAAUAGUGGACAGUAAAAUGUAAACAAAGAUCAUGCAUGUAGUAGCUUAUCAUGGACGACUCGGACCAGGACUUCAAAGACCUCUGCUCGCGGCUCCUCAAAAGGGUACGAAGGAAAGGACCAGCAGAAUCUGGAGAUGAGAAACGAUCAGCAACCAAGGAUGAAGAACCAUCCUCUCCGUCAUCUGGAAGAAACCCACCUAAGAGAAGAAAGAGGACUAAAGAUGCGGUGAAGACUCAGCUGAACGGCAGGAGUCAGACUGCGGUGUCUGCUGGUGCUCCUCAGGCUGACUCUGGUGUGUCUGCCACGGGGAAGGUGAAAGAUGCUGUGAUCCGGAGAAUGCAGCAGUUUAAGAGAGCCAGUCCAGAGAGACUUUUACAUGCAGAGACAGAUGGGAACUGUGACGCUCCUGAUGGGGUCCAGCACACAGAGGAUGUGAGUGGCGAUGAAGCUCUGGCUCUUCGGCUACAGCAGGAGCUGGAUCGAGAGGCUCGGGCGGCUGCUGGAGAUGUGGAAGAUGGAGGACUGUUCUUCUGUCAGCUCUGCCAAAAAGAUCUUUCAUCCAUGAGCCCCUCGCUGCGCACUCAGCACAUCAACAGAUGUCUUGAUGCCAGUGAGAGCAGCGCACCCUCGACAUCCCAUCAUUCCCAGCCCAGACCACGGGUCCCAGAGUGUCCCAUCUGCGGAAAGAGUUUUAAAUCAGAAAAAAGCCGCUCUGCUCAUCUAAAGCGCUGCUCAUCUGAUAUGGGAGUGAAGCCCAAUGAUCUUCUCCAGGCUUUGAGGAGACAAGCGGCUGAGACAGAGAGCGACCGCAACGCAGACCAAACGCAACAAGUGGGUGGUGCUGUAAGGAGGGAUGGUGUGCCUGUGAAAAAGAAGAGCAGGAGGAAAGGGCAGAAGUUGGAUGAGGACACCAUGAUGGCGCUGGCUCUGUCCCGCUCUCUGCUGGAGCAGGAGGUGGAGAAAAAGCGAGAGCUGGAGGAGCAGAGGGAGAUUCUGGCUCAGAUCUCCAGCCCUCCUGCAGCCACAGCUCCUGUCCUAAAGUGGAAACCUGGAGCAGGUAAGGGUCGUGGAAAGAGAAGGAAGGGAGCGUCUCCUGUCCAGCCGCCGUUGCUCCUCAUUCAGGACCCUCAGAUUGCACUGAACCGCCUACAGGAGCGGGUUUCAUCUCUCCUGCUCUGCUCCAGACCACCUUCUCCUCCAACACCCACCCUGAGCCCCUCCAGCCUCCCUCUUCAACCUCACGCACCCCUCUGGGACAAAAGCGCUCUUCACAGAGGACGACAAAACUCUGUUUCAGAGUUCUACACGUCUGAGUUGAGCAGCUUCAUACAGCCAUGGGUCGCACCAGUGAAAGAAAACGACAAGCCUCUUGAAGCAACACCAGUCAAAAGUACUCCAGGUCUGCUUCAGGACAAGCCUUCAGAUCAGAGCCCGACACAGAAUCGAACUACCCGUCCUCUCACCCCCUGCUCGGAUACGCCGGGCACCCAAGCUCUGCAGGACCUGAUGGAGCUUGCAGAGGAAGGCAUGACCCUCACUCAGUAUGGAUAUACAGCAUAUACAGCUGCAGUGGGCACAUCAGAUAAAGACAAUCCAUUGAAUGAACUUCCCUCAAGUGGAUCUGCUCCAGAGGCAACUGACAGAAAGACUGAUAAAACGGUGUACAUUUCAAAGCUAGCUUCAGAUUUGAGCAGUAUGGUGAACAACCCCCAACUCAGUGAUGUGCAGUUGCAGGUGGACAGUGGCGAUGUCUUUUUUGCACACUCGUUUAUGCUGUACACACGAUGCCCCCUGCUGGCCAACAUGGUUCACGAUUCAGGUUUUGGCGUUCAGGAGGAAGGUUUGCCUGUUGCUCGGAGGGUGCUGUUUGGUGAUGUGUUGGGUGAGGCAGUGUUGGCCUUCCUGCAGUAUCUUUACACAGCUCACUGUCCUCUGACGCACACUCUGAUACCACAUGUGCAGGAGCUUGCCGAUAGGUUUGGUUUAACUGAGCUACAGCAGCAGUGUGAAGAGUAUUCUGGAAGCACAGAUGAAAACGCAUCUAAAGGCAUGUUUCAAGCACCUGAACCUCAUCUCAGGGACCAAGAAGAGCAUAAGUUUGCAGAAAGCAACUUCUUGGAGCUUCUCCAGUCAAUGUGGCAGCAUGAGGACAGUGAAGAGGAGAAUGAGUUUAACGAGACGUCCGGAGAGAAGAGAGUCAUGGAAGAGGUGCAAGAGAGAGACGGAGAAAAAGAGGACCGAGUGGACGAGGAAGAGCUAGAUGAGAUCUAUGAGUUUGCAGCGACGCAAAGAAAGACGGAGACAAUGUUGGAAACUGCGACAGAGACUGAGGACGAUGAGGGAGAUGCAAAUACAUCCCCUGGAAAUGAAAUGAUGAAAGAUGAAGAGAUCGAAAAAGGCGAGUCAGAAUCCCUCCAAGAGAAGUCUGCCGGCAGUUGCCAUAGUAACAGUCGAGGCGUGGACGGGACGGAGUCUGCCAUGGUAACAAGUCCAACAGAAACCCCAAAUCUGGAGACUGCUAGAGUUUGUUUGAUGCCAGAUUUAGAUGCCGGCACACAUGAAAACAAAGACCCAGAUGCCAGCCUUGACAAGAGCUAUGACCGUUUAUUCUCCCAGUCUAUAGGGGAAUACAGGGAACUGUCACAGGCACCAGCAUCCUGCUCUCAGAAACAACAUUACAAGGCUUCACACACACUACAACGAAACACACCUGCCCCAUUUCGCCCUUCAUGUGUCAGUGAGGUGAUUGACCUGUCAGUAAGCCCUCCUCUAAGCUCAGGUAUGUCAGGUGAGACUUCCUUUCCAAUGCCUGGUGUGUCUCCGGUCCCAUAUAAGGAUGAAGAUACAUGCUUAAGAAAAGAUAUUCUAAGCUGCCCAGGAAUAAAAGACCCUCCUUCCCCUCCAAAAUCACAUAGUAAACAAGUUGAGCUCAUUGUACUUUCAGAUGACUCUAAUGAAGGAAUGGAUGUGGAUGGCAAACACAAUACUAGUACCACUAAAUGUGCUUUAACCCCUAAGUCUCCUAUUAAAUCUCCACCAGAGCCUCCUCACAUGGUCAAAAGCUGUGCUCUUCAAGUUAAACCCACAGAAACUGGACCCCAAGGCCAUGCUGGUAAACAUGUGAACACUUCAAAGCAGGUGACAAUUGAUACAGAAACCAAGUCUGACUCUUCAGAGCACUGUAGCCCUGGGGUUGCAAAUGAAAGUGUGUUUGAUGGCUCUGCUGAAGUUUCCUGGCUGAUUCCAGCUACUCCGGUACCAUCCACACGAUGUAGCUCUGCCCAGACAUGCGUCACUAUGCGCCGAACUCAACUAUUUCCCAAACCUUGCUCUGCCUCAUCUUCUUCUUCAUCAUCCUCUGUGUUGGACAGUUUGAAACCUGCCACCUUUGCUUCUUCAAGCAGCAAAUGCUCUAAAGAGAAGCAAGCACCCUUGUCUGAACUCCUCCAAUCAGGUCAGAGCUCCUCUAAAGAACAUACUAGCACUGAAAUGGAUCACUCUCCAGGUUUCCAGAGACCACUUCAACAUCUUAGAUUGUCUCAGGUUGUUUCUGAUGUCUCUCGUGCUAGCACCAUCAUGGGACAUCUAGCCCAGGGUGUCCCACAACCCUCAAGUAGCACUCCUGUCCAUUCAGUUGGUUCCUUACAACGUAAGAUCCUGUUUGACUCUCCAGUGGAUAGGGAAUAUGAGGUUCCCCUCAGGGAUAGCAGAGGCCUCUCUAGUUCAUUUAACUGUCAGAAGAAAGUAGAAUCUUUUCAACUAAAUUCUCCUUCCCCUUGUAAAACACCUGAAAAGAGCCAGCAUGAAUGCUUUAAACCAUCCCAUCAGGAGAGUAGUCCUGAAAGAUCAAGAGAAAGUGGGAAUAAUGGGAUUGAACAAAUGAAAGUGGGAGAAGAGAGUCUAAAUCAAAGUGUUGAAGAAGUGGUGGAUAUAUCCCGAAAGUCAUUAUCUGACAUGGAUGACCCUUGGAGAAGAGCUAGGGAAGAGAAUCCAAAACAAAGUGUCGAGGAAGUGGUGCAUAUUGCAGACAACUCGUUAUGUAAUAUAGAAGAAAAAGUGGAAGAAGAAAAUCCUAAUCAAAGUGUUGAAGAAGUGGUGGAGAUGGCGGGCAGUUCAUUCUGUCAGAUGGAUGAGCCUCCCAUAGCGUUUGACGACUCCUGGGGUUUGGAUGGAGGCAUAGGGAGCCAGAAGCCUCACUUUAGUCUAAGACUUGACAGCAGUGAAGGCACACUCAGUUCACCAGGUCUCGAGAGUAAAGGACAAAUGACAAGUCUACAGAUCAAAUCUCCUGUUGCAUCUGGAGCUCAUAACAAAACCCCUGAUGCAAGUCCACCUUCAUUCAAUCCCAGCCUCCCUGACCCUGAUAUGUGGGACGAUUGGGAGGAAGAGGGGGAGGAGGUGCCCCUUCCUCUUUCUCAGAGACUAGCAGCUCCUUCUGACAAGCGAGUCGCCGAAUUAAAGACUCCAGUUGCGCCCAGAAAGAGGAAUAAUGGACCACUGGUGCCCAUCACUCCCAUGCCAGGCUUCUCUGAUAUGGAGACACCUGAACUCAAAAACAGACUCAACAGGUUUGGCGUGCGUCCUCUGCCUAAGAAGCAGAUGGUUCUGAAGCUGAAAGAGAUCCAUCAAUACACCCACCAGCUGCAGAGCUCUGAGUCUGAGGACGAGACCUCUGGACCGCGGCGGCCUCCAAUAGCCUCCAGCUCAAAAUCACUCUCCUUUAAACAACCUACAGCGCCCCCUGCUGUCUCACCUGUCAAACUACCACCAAGAGAAGAAGAAGAGACUUUAUCAGCAUCUCAAAACUCGAACACAUCUUCCACUGCAGAGUCCGAGAGGUCGAACCCAGAGCUGUGUCUGUCUGAAGAUGAAGACUCGGACACUGAAGGCAUCACAGCGUCUCAGGCUGUCGUGCGAGAGAAGGACAAACUCCUCGCAGUCCGUCAGUUCAUCCUGUCCGAUCCAGAGCUGUACAGCCGAGUGUUGCAGUACCAGCCUCUUCCACUGGCGGAGCUGCGGGCCAGCUUGAGAGCUGCAGGUAUCAGGUUAGCUGCUGCUAAACUAUUAGACUUCCUGGACUCUCAAUGCAUUACGUUCAGCACGGCCAAACAAGGCAAGAGCACAACUACCCGUAGAAAACGACGUGUAAAAACCACAACUGCUGGAAGAGGGAGGAAAAAAACGACUAGGCCCAAUGGGGGAGUCGCGUAAGGGCUGAAAUCAAAUAAUGUAAUAAAAAAAGGAAGAUAAAUCAGAGGUUGUAAAACAGGGAUGUCCAAACUCGGCCCUGGAGGGCCGGUGUCCUGCACAGUUUAGCUCCAACUUGCUUCAACACACUUGCCAGGAAGUUUCUAGUAUGUCUAGUAAGAGCUUGAUAAGCUGCUUCAGGUGUGUUUGAUUAGGGUUGGAGCUAAACUCUCUAGGACACUGGCCCUCCAGGGCCGAGUUUGGAGACCCCUGUUGUAAAAAAAGCUCAAACUCAGGAUCAUAAAGCUUCCCAUAAAAGAGUUUAUAUAAGAACUCAUUGGGGUUUUUUAUUUAUGGGGCCCGCUUCGAUGUUUAUUUUGUACAGUGGUUGACGGAAAUAAAUUACUUUUUAAUGAAUUUAAAUGAAUGUUUGGAUAAUGUAAAUAAAAGACAUGUCUGUCACGUUUUUAUAUAA
Danio rerio (zebrafish) is the source of this 5857-nucleotide messenger RNA. NCBI's taxonomy places the organism in Eukaryota, Metazoa, Chordata, Actinopteri, Cypriniformes, Danionidae. The record is from RefSeq and is a predicted model, not a curated record.